AUGGAAGGCACACCGCGCCUCCGCAGCGCGUUCCCGAGCACUCCGCGACGGGAUUCACGAGAUGGGAGAGACCGUAUUCCUGCGCCCAGAUUUGGGGCACGAUCAGCACCCGCACAACAGAGGCCGCUUCCACAGAUUCCCACCCUCGAAACACGGCCGACUCCCGCGUCCGCACCGCUCAUCCCGGAGACGGUCAUUGAUGCACCCUCACAACGACUCUAUGUCGUCGCCUUCUGGGUUGCGCUGUGGACGUGGCGGUUGUACGACUUUAGCGGCUUGCAGGAUGCGGAGGAGCAGAGUCUCUGGCUGUUUAUGAAGUGGGUCGCAAUAGAUGGUGUAUUCCUGUUCGGACUGCCCGGCAUGCAGAUACCCUGGCUGGAGUGGAGCUCGGCGACGAUGACUUUAAUCUUUGCGGCACAUGCAUUUGCGGACGGCAUGCUCAUGUUCCGCGUGCCCAUCCCGCUCGGCAUGUGGCUCGCAUUUCUGUGGAGAGGUGUCUGGGRCGCAUAUGAGACUGCCGUGAAUGAACACAAUGUCAAUCCGGACACCAUCAGGUUCAACGAUACCCUUAUCUUGGGACGGCAGGUCAUCCAUAUCUUGCCCGAAGGCUCGGCGAUACUGAACCCCGAACGAGAGACAUUCUGCAUUGACGAUGUCAAAGUCGACGUGAGAUUGCCCAUAAUGAUCAAUGCCACGAACCCAAUCGCAAUGGACAUUCUGCGGGUGGACUUGGACACCCAGGCCAACGAGACUCUACACAUUAGCAAAUCGCAGAUCAAGGCGAUGCACAAGGAGGCAUCUCGCCUAAUCUCUUACAGCACUAACCCCAACGAACCGAAGACGCUUUACUACACGGUAAAGAAGCCGGGUUUAUACGCAUUGAUGAAAGUGCUCGACGAGUCGAAUCUGGAAGUCUCGCGAAAGAAACUCGCGCACACGGUCAUCGUGCCAUGCCCCAAAGCCAAAGUGCUGCAAACGAAGCCAAACAGCUGCCGCGGCGAGCUCGCGCAAAUCGAAUUGGAAGCCACUGGCACACCACCAUUGAAAAUAAAGUAUCGCAAGGUAGUCAACAAGAACACCGCCCAUGCGACAUUCGAGAACAUUCAGCCGGAGGACUUCAUUUCACCUCUCUCGCGCCAGGUCCAAAAUGCCUUGGUCGUCCCCAACAACGUGAAAGUGGAGUGGGCCAAAACGCAGGUGAUCAAGGUUCCACUCAGCGAGGGUAUGACUGUUGCUGGCAAGUGGGUGUAUGCGAUUGACGAAGUUGUCGAUGGUUUUGGAAAUGUGGUCAGUUACUCCAACCGUGAGCAAAAGCAGCAAGACACCAAAUCGAAGUCGCCCCAUCUUCACCAAACGAUCAUGGUACACGAGCGGCCAACCGUCCAAAUGAAAGGAUGCAGUCCACAGCGUCCACUGAAGGUGGCCAAGGACAAGACCGCCAGCAUGCCGCUUCAGUUCGGCUCAAGUGGACGUGGAGCGGUGGACUCGGCGUACAAGAUUGAGUAUCUGUUCAGCCCGGAGCUUGAACUGGGCUCGAAUGGGGACCAUGGACCUACACCCGAGAAAAUGGAGGCAACGAUCCAGGACACGAACAAGCAGAUUCCGAUCAGUCGUCCCGGUCUCUACACCAUCACGAACGUCGCAAGUGGCUUCUGUACUGGCGAGGUGCUGGAACCCGCAUCAUGUUUGCUUCAGAAUCCGCCCAAGCCCAACCUUACGAUAGACAGCCAAGAGAUCUUCGACAAAUGUGCAGGGCGUCCAAUUGGCUUGCACGUCGACCUGGAUCUGGUUGGGACACCGCCAUUCGAGAUUGUGUACAAAGUGACUCACGAGAAACGUCACCACGAAGAAAAAGUCAUUCGCCUGGACACCCACCGAGGGUCGGUCGAUUUCACGCCCAGAGAGGCUGGCGAAUACAGCUACAGCUUUGUGAAAGUCAGCGACGCUGUCUACCAGAACGAGAAGCCAAACCCGCCACCCGCUCUCCACCAACAAGUCAAGCCUUUGGCAUACGCGAAGAUUACCACAGGACGGAAACAGACGAUAUGUAUCGAUGAACGAGCAUCCUUCGAUGUCGCUCUUGUCGGCGAGCAACCAUUUAAUCUGGAUUAUGAACUGGUGCACAACGGCAAACGCAAGAAAGAGAGCAUGACAAACAUAACAUCAAAUCUCGUGACAUUGAACACAGAGCCUCUUUCAGACGGUGGCGACUAUACUCUUGGACUUGUCAGCAUCAUCGACCAGAUGGGUUGCAAAGAACCUUUGGAGGAGGAGCUAAGCUUUGCCGUACGCCACCAGAAGCCCAAAGUAGGCUUUGGUCUUGUGGACGCUGGACGCGCGAUCAACACACACGAGGGCGCAAAGGUGCAGCUUCCUCUUCGCCUCGUUGGAGAGGCUCCCUGGGCUGUGCUUUAUCGUGACAGUGAAGGAGUCGAGAAAACUGCGGUCGCCAAAGACCCCAACGAGAAGAUUGCUGUCGACCGUGAUGGUAUUUACACGCUCCUGGCCGUAUUUGACGCUUCUUGCCCCGGAGUUGUUGAUGAGCCGGCAAAGGAGUUUAAGGUCAGCUGGAUUCCUAGACCAGAGCUUCGCAUUGCUCCAAAUCAAGCCAAGGAUCGAAAAGGGGACAUCUUCAUCAGGGAAGCUGUCUGCCAGGGCGACGAGGAUGCGGUUGAGAUGGUGUUCARUGGCUCACCGCCAUUCACUGCGAACUAUGUGCAGUAUGUCAAGCCGGAACAUGGCGCUGUGACCCCAAAGAACAAAGAGAUCAGAGCAGCAGUAGGAGUGGCAUCUCUUCGAUUGGACACCUMUCAGGCAGGCUUGUAUGAGUACAAGUUCUCUAAGCUAGCGGACAGCAAUUACGAGGACAACCAGAAGCACUUCACGCCGCUCACCGUACAGCAAAAGGUCAAUUCUAGACCAUCGGCAGCCUUUGCAACGCCGGGAAAGACAUAUGGCUAUUGCUCAGUCGAGUCCGAAGGCGAAGAGGUCAUUCCAGUCAAACUUGUUGGUCAGCCACCGUUUGAGCUGGAGGUCGAGAUCAAGCACCACGGUACCAUCAAGCCAGAGGAAGCCCACUACGCCAACAUCGACGCGAACACACACGACAUCCGGAUACCGCACUCUCGUCUGCAUCUGGGCAAAUCCGCCGUCUCGCUUCGCCGCGUAAGUGAUGCGCGCGGCUGCACUCGCAGUCUUGACAGCACCACGCCGCGUGUACAGAUAUCGGUCCACGAUGCGCCGACUAUCACACCACUCGAGACCAAGACCGACUACUGUGUGGGUGAAUUUCUCAACUUCGCAUUGUCUGGUGCCGCACCUUUCCAAGUCUUUUACACCUUCGAGGGUGCUGCCAAGAAAGCCACUGUUUCCAGCGGCAACACAUUCCGCCGGCUGGCAGAGAAGCCUGGCACCUUCGUUAUUACCGGCCUACAGGACUCUGCUUCAGCAUGCCGUGCGUCGGUCAACAUCACCAAGCUCAUUCACGGUAUGCCCUCUGUCCGCGUCUCUCGUGGAAAAGAUGGCUACGUGGACAUCCAUGAAGGUGGCCAGGCCGAGAUCCUCUUCGACUUUGGAGGGCAGCCCCCUUUCGAGUUUACUUACAUUCGUAGCUCGAACACCGACAAGAGUGGAAAGAAGGGUGUUGUUCUAGACAUGCGCAGUGAGAGCAGCGACGAGCAUAGUAUGAGUAUCUUGGCGAGCGAGGAGGGCACGUACGAGGUUAUUUCCAUCAAGGACGCGUAUUGUGCCUAUACCAAGCCCGGAGUAAAGGUCGAGCCGGACAAAAGGAAGAGAUUGGGAUACUGA
Molecule: messenger RNA, 3807 nt
Organism: Ramularia collo-cygni
Lineage: Eukaryota; Fungi; Ascomycota; Dothideomycetes; Mycosphaerellales; Mycosphaerellaceae
Product: related to nuclear pore membrane protein POM152
Exons: 1
Coding region: 1-3807 (1268 amino acids)
Biological process (GO): nuclear pore organization; protein import into nucleus
Cellular component (GO): nuclear pore transmembrane ring
Molecular function (GO): structural constituent of nuclear pore
Source: RefSeq, a predicted model, not a curated record